This is a messenger RNA of Chinchilla lanigera (long-tailed chinchilla), 2195 nucleotides long. It is a transcript of the gene Efnb1, whose product is annotated as ephrin-B1. The record is from RefSeq and is a predicted model, not a curated record. Gene Ontology annotation, biological process: axon guidance; ephrin receptor signaling pathway. Gene Ontology annotation, molecular function: ephrin receptor binding. The transcript has 5 exons. Gene Ontology annotation, cellular component: plasma membrane. Bases 787 to 1824 code for a protein of 345 amino acids. NCBI's taxonomy places the organism in Eukaryota, Metazoa, Chordata, Mammalia, Rodentia, Chinchillidae.
AGGGGAGUAGAUAGCUUAGAGGUAGCGGAGGGAGUCUAUGCGCGCUGGACAGCAGUGGGAGGUGUGUGAGGCUCGCGCUGGCCACAGACCCUCGGGCUCAACCGCCGGGGAGCCCGGACUCGGCGACGGGGCUGCCGGGCUACCCGGCCGAGACUUCAGAGGCGCAAACGGAUGGGACUGGCUCGCUCGGCAGCGCCUCACCCCUCUUUUAAGUACACCGAGCGGGGCCCGCGCUGAAGUAGAAGCUGUCGGGGGACGCGCAACCCGGAGUGCCAGUGUGGUCCGAAGGAACAGAGCCCGUACCAGGGCGAUCUGGUCGGGAGCCUGGGGACCGAGCUCGCAGUGUGGGGAGACCCCCACUUCUGCCCAGGGGCGCCAGUCCCAGGACGGUUGAGACGUCGGGACAGCCACCGUGUCCUCCGAGAGGAGACCCUGUCGGGGAGAGGGCGCGCAGUCCCGAACAGUCUGGGGAGCCCAGCGGAAUCAGGCAGGUCACCCGGGGGCGCAGAGCCCCCGUCACGCUCCGUGCGGCGGAGAGGCCAGAGGAGCGAGCCCUCGGAGGCCGCGGCCCAUGCCCAGGUUGGGGGCGCCUGCCCAGUGAAUCCUCCUGGCCGGCGGGGCGGAGAAGAGCGACACCGAAGCCGGCAGGAGGAGAGCACUUGAAGGCCCGGGGCUGCGGAGGAUGGGCGCCUGAGUGGCUCCGAGAGCAGCGCGGCACGGGAAGGCGAGGCGAGCUUUGCUGAGUAGGCGCCAGGGGAUCCCGAAGUGCAGCCUGCUCCCGGGAAGAUGGCCCGGCCUGGGCAGCGUUGGCUCGGCAAGUGGCUUGUGGCGAUGGUCGUGUUGGCGCUGUGCCGGCUCGCCACGCCGCUGGCCAAGAACCUGGAGCCCGUGUCCUGGAGCUCCCUCAACCCCAAGUUUCUGAGUGGGAAGGGCUUGGUGAUCUACCCGAAGAUUGGAGACAAGCUGGACAUCAUCUGCCCCCGAGCAGAAGCAGGGAGGCCCUAUGAGUACUACAAGCUGUACCUGGUGCGGCCAGAGCAGGCAGCUGCCUGCAGUACUGUGCUCGACCCUAAUGUGCUGGUCACCUGCAACAGGCCAGAGCAGGAAAUCCGCUUUACCAUCAAGUUCCAGGAGUUCAGCCCCAACUACAUGGGCCUGGAGUUCAAAAAGCACCAUGAUUACUACAUUACCUCAACAUCCAAUGGGAGCCUGGAGGGGCUGGAGAACCGGGAGGGUGGUGUGUGCCGUACACGCACCAUGAAGAUCAUCAUGAAGGUUGGGCAAGAUCCCAAUGCUGUGACACCUGAACAGCUGACUACCAGCCAGCCUAGCAAGGAGGCAGACAACACUGUCAAGACAGCCACACAGGCCCCGGGUCGGGGCUCCCAGGGUGACUCUGACGGCAAGCAUGAGACUGUGAACCAGGAAGAGAAGAGUGGCCCAGGUGCAAGUGGGGGCAGCAGCGGUGACCCUGACAGCUUUUUCAACUCCAAGGUGGCAUUGUUUGCAGCCGUCGGUGCUGGCUGCGUCAUCUUCCUGCUCAUCAUCAUCUUCCUGACGGUUCUACUACUAAAGCUGCGCAAGCGGCAUCGCAAGCACACACAGCAGCGGGCAGCUGCCCUCUCACUCAGUACCCUGGCCAGUCCCAAGGGGGGUAGUGGCACCACGGGCACUGAGCCCAGUGACAUCAUCAUCCCCUUACGGACUACAGAGAACAACUACUGCCCCCACUAUGAGAAGGUGAGUGGGGACUAUGGGCACCCCGUCUACAUCGUCCAGGAGAUGCCACCCCAGAGCCCGGCGAACAUCUACUACAAAGUCUGAGUGCCCGGUGCGGCCUUGGGCCCUGAGGGACAGAUGGCCUGGACUGGACCUCUCCUUUUCCCCCCAUGCCCCACCCCUGCCAGCUGUGCCCACCUUUGUAUUUAGUUUUGUAGUUUCUUGGCUUUUAUAAUCCCCCUUUUUCCCUGCCCCCUGGGCUUCGGAGGGGGUGCUUGUGCCCCCAAUCCCCAUGCUCUUGUGCCUUCCCCCUCUGGCCAGGCCUCUGGGCUCUGUGGGGGCACCCUUUCUUGGAGGGCAGGGUUGGACGCUGAUAGACAGCAGGCGGGGAGAUGGCCCCCUGGCCCCGCCCCCUCCCUCACUCCCUUCCCCUUUCCCAGGACUGCUUGUCCACUAUCAUCACUGUUUUUAAUGCU